AUGGAGGAAGCGGUCCUCGAGAAGUUUAUCAAGAAGCUGUUAGCUGCUAGAGUUGGAUCCGUUCCGAAGCUGUUUCCGUUCUCGGAAUCGGAGAUUCGUAAGCUUUGUUUGGCUUCGAGAGAGGUUUUCCUUAGCCAGCCUAAUUUGCUCGAACUUAAAGCCCCGAUUAAGAUCUGUGGUGACGUCCAUGGACAAUAUGCUGAUCUUCUCCAGUUGUUUGACCAUGGAGGGCACCCACCCAACUCAAAUUACUUAUUUCUGGGUGACUAUGUUGAUCGUGGUAAGCAUAGCCUUGAAACAAUCUGCCUUCUGCUUGCAUACAAGAUAAAAUACAAGGACAACGUCUUUCUUCUCCGGGGAAACCAUGAAUGUGCUUCCAUCAAUCGUAUAUAUGGUUUCUAUGAUGAAUGCAAGAGAAGACUCAACGUCCGUGUUUGGAAGAUGUUUUCUGAGUGCUUCAAGUGUCUACCUGUUGCUGCGGUUGUUGAAGAAAAGAUACUUUGCAUGCAUGGAGGAUUGUCUCCGGAGCUGAAGAAUUUGGAUCAGAUUCGGGGCAUACCUCGCCCCACUGAUGUCCCGGAACAAGGGCUGCUAUGUGAUUUACUGUGGGCUGAUCCUGAUAAAGAUGUGAAAGGAUGGGGGCCGAAUGAAAGGGGCGUGUCGUAUACUUUUGGUGCUGAUAAACUUACAGAAUUUCUCCACAAGCAUGAUCUCGACCUUGUUUGUCGUGCUCACCAGGUUGUUGAAGAUGGGUAUGAGUUUUUUGCGAACAGGCAGCUAGUAACCUUGUUUUCCGCACCAAAUUACUGUAACGAGUUUGAUAACGAUGGUGCGAUGAUGAAUGUCGAUGAAAAGUUAACUUGUUCGUUUCAGAUUAUAAAGGCUUCUGUGAAGAAAGGGAGGGUUGGUUUUGGAAAAUUUAAGUUACCACCAGCAACACCCCCACACAAAGUAAAGAAGGCUUCUUAG
This is a messenger RNA of Lactuca virosa, 969 nucleotides long. Lineage: Eukaryota; Viridiplantae; Streptophyta; Magnoliopsida; Asterales; Asteraceae. The record is from the annotation of a GenBank genome assembly.